CUCCGGCCAGGCCGGAGCAAUCGCCGGCCGAGCCGCUCAGCGCGGCGGGGCGGGGCUCGGGGCGGAGCCCGGCCCGCCGCUCCGGUCCCCGGGCGCCCGGCCCAGCCCGGGCCCCGUGCGGCAGACGGCCGGGAAGAAGUCCCAGGGUGAGAUUCUGUUACAGUUCACAAUAAACACUAAAAUGUCAGACUUCACACCAUUUAAGAUGAGAUUAGUUCAUUUGGACCUUAAAGGAGCACCACCAAAGAUCUCGUACUUCUCAGAGAUUUUCCCGCUGUUCCGCGCUCUAGGUGCAAAUGGCCUUCUCAUUGAGUAUGAAGACAUGUUUCCCUAUGAUGGCCAGCUGAGGCUGCUGCGGGCCACACACGCGUAUAGCCCUUCUGAAGUCACAGAGAUCCUGCGUCUGGCCAGACUCAGCGAGCUGGAGGUCAUUCCCCUGGUGCAGACAUUCGGACACAUGGAGUUUGUGCUGAAGCAUGCGGCGUUUGCUCACCUCCGAGAAGUGGCCUGUUUCCCCAACACGCUGAAUCCUCACGAGGCAGAGUCCCUGGCACUGGUGGGAGCCAUGGCGGACCAGGUUCUAGAGCUGCACCGGGGCGCACGGUGGCUCCACAUUGGGUGCGACGAGGUCUACUACCUGGGAGAGGGGGAGGCCUCCAAGCAGUGGCUGCAGCAGAGGCAGAACAGCCACGUAAAGCUGUGUCUGUCCCACAUGCGAGCAGUGGCCAGCCACGUGCGAGCGCAGCAUCCCGGGACAACAGCCUUGGUGUGGGACGACAUGCUACGGGACAUGCCCCAGGACCAGCUUGCAGCAUCCGGGGUGCCGCAGCUGGUGGAGCCUGUGCUCUGGGACUACGGGGCUGACCUGGAUGUCCAUGGCAAGGUGCGUCUCAUGGAAAAGUACCGGGAAUGUGGCUUCUUGCGGCUGUGGGCGGCCAGUGCCUUCAAGGGGGCGACAGGGCCCAGCCAGGCCCUGCCGCCUGUUGAGCACCACCUCAGGAACCAUGAGCAGUGGCUGCAGGUGGCAGGCAGGGGGCCUGGGGACACGCUGCAGGGCAUCAUCCUGACUGGCUGGCAGAGGUACGACCACUUCUCCGUGCUGUGUGAACUGCUCCCUGUGGGGAUCCCAUCCCUGGCUGCCUGCCUGCAGUUGCUUCUCCAUGGGAGCUUCACUGAAGAUGUUAAGCGGACAGUGGAGAACUUCCUUGGGGUUUCCAGCCUGGAGAUAAAGGACACUGUGAGUGAGGGAUCUGGCUCCUUCCCGGGCAGCGACAUCCAUGCCCUCGUCACCCAAGUCAGCCUCCACCUGCGCAGCUCUGUGGACGCGCUGCUGGAGAGGAACAGGUAUGUCACUGGCUGGUUCAGCCCCUACCAUCGCAGACGAAAGCUCAUCCACCCCAUCAUGGUCCAGCACAUACAGCCAGAGGCCCUCAGCCUCCUGGGCAGGUGGCACCCCCUCGUGCAGCAGCUGGAGGCAGCCCUGCAAGUGGCCUUUUACCCAGACACUGUGGAGGAGUGGCUGGAGGAAAAUGUGCACCCCAGCAUGCAGCGGCUGCAAGGUCUACUGAGGGACCUUCGUGAAGCAGCCGUUCCUCAGCCGUUGCCCAACAGCCCUGGCUGGGAUCCAAGUCAGGAUCCUUGAGGGGCUCCUGGCACGGGCUGGGGCAUAUGCAAUCAUCCAGGGCAGGACUGGGCUGAAGGGGCCUCCUUGCCACCUCAUCCAGCCAUGUGCAGCCCCAAUAAACCCUCCCUGC
This is a messenger RNA of Perognathus longimembris pacificus (Pacific pocket mouse), 1754 nucleotides long. RefSeq names its product hexosaminidase D (gene Hexd). NCBI's taxonomy places the organism in Eukaryota, Metazoa, Chordata, Mammalia, Rodentia, Heteromyidae. The transcript is spliced from 13 exons. Gene Ontology annotation, biological process: carbohydrate metabolic process. The record is from RefSeq and is a predicted model, not a curated record. Bases 182 to 1642 code for a protein of 486 amino acids. Gene Ontology annotation, molecular function: hexosaminidase activity.